GCGUUCUGCAGAGGAUUCGUGACUGGUAGGGACUGCUUCGCUUCCGCCUGACUUGGGGACCGCUGCAGGGACCUGCGGCUUGGCAGUGUGCGCGCCGCGACACUCGGAGGAGCGCCGGCCGCCGGGCCCCUGGAAAGAAUGGCUGAUGCCAUGUGGAAGGUGAUAGUUUUGCUGGUCUUGGUGAUGCCCAGUCCUGGUGAUGGGCUAUUUCGCUCCCUAUACAGAAGUGCCCAGGUUCCCAGGCCACCAAAGGGAGAUGCAGGACAGCCUCUAUUUCUUACCCCUUUCAUUGAAGCUGGAAAGAUCAAUAGAGGAAAAAGUUUGAGUUUGGUCAGUCACUUCCCGGGACUGAAAGUGGAGAGUUACGCUGGCUACUUCACCGUGAAUAAGACUUACAACAGCAACCUCUUCUUCUGGUUCUUUCCGGCUCAGAUACAGCCAUCAGAUGCCCCCGUAGUUCUCUGGCUACAGGGCGGGCCGGGAGGUUCAUCCAUGUUUGGACUCUUUGUGGAACAUGGACCUUAUGUUGUCACAAGUAACAUAACCCUGCGUGCCAGAGAAUUGCCUUGGACCACCACACUUUCCAUGCUUUACAUCGAUAACCCAGUGGGCACGGGUUUCAGUUUUACUGAUGAUACCCACGGAUAUGCAGUCAAUGAGGAAGACGUGGCUCAAAAUUUAUACAGUGCAUUAGUUCAGUUUUUCCAGUUGUUUCCUGAAUUUAAAAAUAAUGACUUUUAUGCCACUGGAGAGUCCUACGCGGGGAAGUACGUGCCGGCCAUCGCGCACUACAUCCACACCCGCAACCCCAGGAGCGAGCUGUGGAUCAACCUGAAAGGAAUUGCUCUUGGAGAUGCGUAUUCUGAUCCUGAAUCAAUUAUAGGGGGCUAUGCAGAUUUCCUGUUCCAAAUUGGCUUGUUGGAUGAGAAGCAGAGAAACUACUUCCGGAAGCAGUGCAAUGAGUGCAUAAAACACAUCAAGCAGCAGGAGUGGUUUCAGGCCUUUGAAGUACUGGAUAAACUGCUAGAUGGCGACUUAACAAGUGAUCCUUCUUACUUCCACAAUGCUACAGGAUGUACUAAUUACUAUAACUUUUUACAGUGCACGGACCCUGAGGACCAAGUUUACUACGUGAAAUUUUUGUCACUCCCAGAAGUGAGACGAGUCCUGCAUGUGGGAAACCGGACUUUUAGUGAUGGGACUGAUGUUGAAAAGUACUUGCGAGAUGAUACCGUACAGUCAGUUAAGCCAUGGUUAACUGAGAUCAUGAAUAAUUACAAGGUUCUGAUCUACAAUGGCCAACUGGACAUCAUCGUAGCAGCUCCCCUGACAGAGCACUCCUUGAUGGCCAUGGACUGGAAAGGAUCCCAGGAAUACAGGAAGGCGAAAAGAAAAGUUUGGAAGAUCUUUAAAUCUGAUGAUGAAGUGGCUGGUUAUGUACGGCAAGUGGGUGACUUCCAUCAGGUAAUUGUUCGAGGUGGAGGACAUAUUUUACCCUAUGACCAGCCUAGGAGAGCUUUUGACAUGAUUAAUCGAUUCAUUUUUGAAAGAGGAUGGGAUCCUUAUCACUGAUAAACUACUUUCCUAAAAGAGAACAACAGGAGUUGGUUUUAAUCUUUGAAAAGAAAAUUUUAAAAACUAAAAAUGUCAUAUGAAUAAGAAAAUUAUCUUUUUGUAUCAGCAAGAUGUUUCUUAUCAAUAAAA
Cynocephalus volans (Philippine flying lemur) is the source of this 1704-nucleotide messenger RNA. RefSeq names its product carboxypeptidase vitellogenic like (gene CPVL). Gene Ontology annotation, molecular function: serine-type carboxypeptidase activity. Gene Ontology annotation, biological process: proteolysis. The transcript is spliced from 13 exons. The coding region runs from base 139 to 1572 and encodes 477 amino acids. The record is from RefSeq and is a predicted model, not a curated record. NCBI's taxonomy places the organism in Eukaryota, Metazoa, Chordata, Mammalia, Dermoptera, Cynocephalidae.